This is a messenger RNA of Amblyraja radiata (thorny skate), 15073 nucleotides long. It is a transcript of the gene zbtb20, whose product is annotated as zinc finger and BTB domain containing 20. The coding region runs from base 768 to 2813 and encodes 681 amino acids. Gene Ontology annotation, molecular function: RNA polymerase II cis-regulatory region sequence-specific DNA binding; DNA-binding transcription factor activity, RNA polymerase II-specific; protein binding. Lineage: Eukaryota; Metazoa; Chordata; Chondrichthyes; Rajiformes; Rajidae. The transcript has 9 exons. Gene Ontology annotation, biological process: regulation of transcription by RNA polymerase II. The record is from RefSeq and is a predicted model, not a curated record.
GCGAUGUUGCACCAAUCCGUGUAGUGUCGGGGCGGGAUGUCUGGUGAUCAUGUUAGGUUGUCUUUUGUGUAUACAGAAGAUGGAUACAGUAUUCAAAGUGUCCACUUUGGAAAUGUGUUUUAUUUCGGGAAAUAUAUCCCAGUGUUUGGCCAAGUAAGAUUAUGUGAUGACAAAGUUGAAUGUAAUUUGGAAUAGCAUUAAAGAGAAUAUAACAUUGCUGGAAGAUACACUUGGUACAGACCUGCUUUCCAUCUCCAAUCAUCACAUGCUGACAUUGCACACCAUAGUUUGGUUCUAACCCAUGAAGACCCUUUUGACAGCAUUAUUUCAAGAGGUCAUGUACAGUGUACACCAAUAGAAGUGCCCAGUAUAAUUUGAGUUUGGACGAACAUGCAUAAAGGAUAAAGUUCAUCAAGAAUUAUUUGCUGUUACCGUGUAAUUCAAUGGCAACUGAAAGCUAUUUUUGGACAGUAUGAGACAAAUGUUUGGACCCGGUGACCUGAUUGUGCAAUACAGGGGCAACUUUGCAAAAUCUGAAGCAAAAACAAAGAUCAACUGAGUAAUGAAAGAACUGGAGUAAUUGUGGUCCUUGAAGAAUGAGAGUGGUGCAAACAGACACUGCUUCAGGACUCGUCUUCCCUGACAGAAGCCUGUCGUCCUCCAGGUGAAAGUUCAGAGAGACAGAUACUUUACCACCUUCUGCUCUGACACCAAACAUCUUAGCUCGAUGAAUCAUUCCAGUAAUAUGUUCAAUUACACGAGACAAGAUGGCCCAUGAAUUUCUUUCUUCACACAAGGAGAUUUUCAAGAUGGUGGCUACUUACAUCUGCAGUGGUAACAUCAAUGGGAAGGGAAUGACAGAGCGCAUUCACAGUCUCAACCUUCACAACUUCAGCAACUCUGUGCUCGAGACACUAAAUGAGCAGCGAAACCGGGGACAUUUCUGCGAUGUGACCGUCCGAAUCCAUGGAAGUAUGCUCAGAGCUCACCGCUGUGUAUUGGCCGCUGGCAGCCCCUUCUUCCAAGACAAGCUGCUUUUGGGAUACAGUGACAUUGAGAUUCCAUCUGUGGUCUCAGUGCAGUCUGUUCAGAAGUUGAUUGAUUUCAUGUACAGUGGGGUGCUUCGGGUAUCCCAGAGUGAGGCCUUACAAAUCCUUACUGCAGCCAGCAUAUUGCAGAUCAAAACCGUCAUUGAUGAAUGCACUCGUAUUGUCUCUCAAACAGUCGCAAGCACCGGUUACCCAACCACAAGAGUCUUGAACCAAGUAACACCACGAGGAACACCAGAAUCUGGUUCAUCGGGGCAGAGUAGUGAUACCGAAACUGGGUAUGUACAAGCUCACUCUCAGCGUAAUGUUGAGCGAAUCUAUUCCUCCCUUUAUGCCUGCUCUGGAAUACCAGUACAAAAUGGCACUGGAGAGAGAUCGCUCUACGGUGCACCGGUCGUCAGCCAUCACAGCACGCAACUGGUCCUGCAGAGGGAAGCGAAUGUAAAUAAUCCUGCCUGGAUAACCAGAAUCCAAGAGCGAACACAGCAGAUGGAGAGGUACCUUUCCACACCAGAAACCACACACUGUCGCAAGCAACCACGCCCAGUUCGCAUCCAGACCCUUGUGGGCAAAGUUCAUAUCAAGCAGGAGGCUGAAGAUGAAUAUGAUUAUGAUUAUUAUGGAAAACAGAAAAGAAACACCUCAGAGCAAAAUGAAUCGGAAGAGUGCAAUGAAGAUACUGACCAAGCUGAAGGUACUGAGAGUGAACCAAAAGGAGAAAGUUUUGACUCUGGUGUUAGCUCUUCCAAUGGGACUGAAACUGAUGCAAUUGACCAACAGUUCAUUGCUGGCAUCAGCAGAGGAGGACAAUCAGAUUUCAGACCAUCUGAGCAGAAUGAGCUUCCCACUGAAGACGGCCAACAGCUCGGCAACUUGAAUGCUCCUUCUCCAGAAAGGACUUACAGCACGGAAAUGGAUACCACAGGUCCCCAAAACAGUGAUGGAAAUACUGCAUGUGAAAAAGAAUUUCAGCAAGCUCCAAUGAGCUCUGUGAUUUCAAUCUCUCAAAACAAUCAGUCGCAGACAACAACUCAGCUUUAUCUGAGGCAAUCAGAUACCCAGAUCACCAACGUGAGAAUGCCACUGACCUUAACUAGCACUACUCCUGUCAUUGGCACCGCUGGGAGUACGUAUAUACCCACACUUUUCACCACUCAGAACACUACCAGUGGCAAACUGUUUCAGUUCACUCUGCCACAACCACUCUCAAGCCAACAGACACAAUUUAUAACGGUUCCGCAUCCCAAUGUUCCAACCUUUACUACACAGUUGCACCCACAACAAUCUCAGUCAACAAUGCAGAGCACAAGUGGACAGACUGAAAAAAAACCCUAUGAAUGCACUCUUUGUAGUAAAACCUUCACUGCAAAGCAGAACUAUGUGAAACAUAUGUUUGUCCAUACAGGGGAAAAGCCACAUCAGUGCAGCAUUUGUUGGCGAUCAUUUUCUUUGAAGGAUUAUCUGAUUAAACACAUGGUGACGCACACUGGUGUAAGAGCCUACCAGUGUAGUAUCUGCAACAAGCGUUUUACCCAAAAGAGCUCCCUCAACGUCCACAUGCGGCUUCACCGUGGUGAGAAGUCCUACGAGUGCUACGUCUGCAAAAAGAAGUUCUCCCACAAGACCCUACUGGAGAGGCACAUGGCACUCCACGGCACUGGCUGCUCUGAGGUGACUACAUAUGUCUGCUCUGUUUGCCCGGCCAAGUUUGACCAAAUCGAGCAAUUCAAUGAUCAUAUGAGAAUGCACGUUUCCGAUGGUUAAGAAACUUCUUUGAGAACAAAUUUGGAAUUAAUUUUUAAAAAUAACAUUUUUAAAACAAAAAGCGCUGGCAUAUUAUUAUCAGCAGCAAGAUGUUCAAGAAUUCUUCAGGAUGGUGGCCUUAAUGCCUGUUAUUGUGUGUGCUCCACUGGCUGGAUGACCACUACAGGCCUCAAGAUUUUUUCCUCUCAUUCAGCUCUUGUUUAUUGCUAGCGUGUUGAACACUUCAAAGGCCUACUAUCUCUACAGAUCUAAACCAGUGUUGCAUUAUCUAAGGUGGAAUUUUCUUUGAGAUGAUUACACAGCACGAGGUCCGGUAAACUGUGGUAUGCAACAUCUUUUCAAGUACAAGUACAAUACUUGGUAUGUAUUGACAUUUCUGUGUUCUGAUGGUCACAAAAUUUGCCUUUUACCGAAGAUGACAUUGUAUGUAUAGUGGUUGUAAUGACACUGGCAGUUAUUUAUUAUUUACCUGCUAUGGGCAGGUCACUUACACAGAUGGGUUUCAUUUUGAAAAUCAAAAGGUUUAAUAUAUAAUGCAGCAUCCGUGCAACUGCAGUUAGGUACAAGAAUUUAUUUCACAAAUGUGCAAACAACUCAAUGUUAUUUCAAUGAGAAAAAGCGCAGUGAGUUUUAUUUCCAAUUGCAGAUGGUUCCAUUAAACGUUUACUACAUGGAUGUGCAUUUUUUUCACAACAGUAUUUGAACAGAGGCAAGGCUUUUUGGAACUUUUGCAUACACUGCCACUAAUAUUCAGAAGACCGUUAAGGUUGCAAGAUGAGCUGAAUUGAAGGAAGUUUUUUUCCCCCACAAUGUGUGGUUGAUAACAUUCAAAAUGAACAUAUAAUCAAUGUGGUCUGUUUGACAUGCUGUCAUUUUGAUUGCUGCUCCUAUUUUGUCUCUUAUUUUAUCUUCAGACUGUCAAUGAUGAUUAUUCCGAUCAAUUUUAAAAUAUUUUGAUUAAUUUGCUGUUGCCAUAAGAUUAAUUAGAGUUCCAUGGUGCACUAUUAACAGUGCACCCAAAUCAGUCAGUCAGUCAUUAUAAUGAAUAGGAAAUUGAAAAUAGCUGCUAUUUGUGCAGCAUGUACAAAGUUUGAGGGAAGUGUGUCUUGAUGAGAUGAUAUAUUUCAUCGGAUAUCUUGUUCAUAUUUCUUGUCCUUAAACUUAGAAACAAACAUUGUGAGGAAAUAAUGCAGUCUAAAAGUCUUGUGUAUCUUUACAAAAUGAAUUUUAGCUGGAAGUAAGCAAUUUACUGCAUGUAUUAGCUUUGAAGUAAUUCCCAUGUGAGCGACAUUUUUUAGGGCCCAUUGACCAAGAUGUACCCCAUGGAUGAUUCUCAGCUUAUUUUGUUUUUAAAUCCUGCGGUUCACCUCUAGGUUUUAUUUCAUUUUGGAAUCAUAAUUGUAAACAACUCACAUUUAUAUCUAACCACAGAUUUUCAUUAUUUUGACUACAGAUGAUCACUCUUAAUAUAAAAAAGCCUCUUUGCACCAGUUUAUUUGAUUCCAGUGAGUUCAACAAAUAUGCACUACAUUAUGGUUAUUAGCUAAUUUUUACCUGUGGGUACAUACUAGAGUAUCUCAUUUUCACAGUGGAAUUGAUUAUCAUACUAACUUGCGCUGAAAUACUAUCCUAUUCUCUAUAUGUUUCUGUGUUGCAGAUCUAAUUUGAUGUCUGUAAUACAGUCUGUUUAACAAAUACUAAACCAUUUAUCUAGUUUAAUUUUCAUUUAUAGAAAUUACUUCUUCACAAUUGGGGUUAUCAUUUAUGAAGCUUUUUUUUUAAUGUCUGUCAGGUUUUUCUGUAAUUUGGUUUCAAUGUUUAACUAAUAAUCUCACACAGUACGUUUGUUUGUGUAGGUGUAGAGUUAUUAAUUUGUGCGGAUCUGAAUUAAGCGAUAGCUAAUAAAUAAUUAAUGGUGCUUCCUAGGUUGAUGACUGCCCUACUAAAUCAGUUUAGUUCCAUGUCCUUAUGGGGUUAACUAUUUCUGCAGGCAGUUAAUCCAAUGAUUUUGUUAGAACUUUUGAAAAUAAUAUAUCGUUAGGCUGAUUUAUCUAAUCAUGUAGGGAAUAAAGUAGGGCUAAUGACUGCCAGACUUGAACUUUAAGUAUCACAUCUUUCAUGCAUGUGUAACAUGUAAUGCAUACUUCAUAGUCUUUCUGUGAUCAAUGUUAAACUUUUUCACAGUCUCACCAAGAUAGUUUAGCUAUUUAGUAGAGUAAAAGUUUUAAAUGUUAUUGAUGUUUCAUUUGAAUCUGGUAAAACGUGUCUACAGGUGGCUACAGUAUUACAGCAAAAGUUACAUGCUUUCUUCGUUAAAAUAAGAGCUGAUGUUAAGCUUGAAUAACUAACCAGAGAAGUUUAAAAACAAAUAAAUUCUGUAGGUAUUAAUUGAUUUUUUUCUUUCUCACUAUUUUGACUGACUGACAAUUGAGCUCUGAAAAAAAUAUGGCAACAAUAAUUUUAAUCUUUGAGAGGCAAAUGGGUCCGAGAGGUUUUGUUGGUUUAACAUUAUGGAAUACUGGUUUAGAUCUUGAGAUUUUAAAGUGCAAACAUGAAAGUAAGGGUGGCUUUAAGCUAGGCAUUAGCUACAACAAGUGGAAGCCUCUUGUAUGAUAUUAGCUGUUUUACUGGAAUAGUGUCCUGUGGAAGGAGUAUUUAACCAAGCUUAACUUUGCAAUGCAGUAUUUGUUUAUACAAUAGUACACAUUUACAUUUUACUACAGGAUAGACCUGCCUUGCAAUAUUUAAUACAAUCACGUUGAAUCACUUGCAUAUCACCAGCCCACUGCAUUCACAGUGACUCUUGGUUUCCUCAACAUUUGUCCUUUAUAUUCAAUGAACCCAUCAGUCAGACAUAGGAAUGUGUACUAACAAGACAGUAUUAGAUUACUGAAGUUUAACAGUUCAGAAAUUGUGAAACAUAGAAAUGAAUUUUCUAAAUGUACAACCCACUAUGCAUGUACAGCGCAGUCUAAAAUACCUUUGGUAUUUUAUUUUGCAUUUUUGGAGACAAUAUUCUGAAUCACGGAGGUAAUCAAAAGAUUAAAAAAGUAUGCAUUUUAAUAUACAAAACUAACUAGCUAUUCUGUCCAUAGUCUUACUGCAUAUGUGAUAUUUAUGCAUUAAUUCAUUGUCUGAUGCAAAAUAUUUCUUUAUGGUUCUGGGUUGUACAUAUAACUUGCAUUGUUUACUCUUGAACUAACCUGAAAGUUUACGAACUCAGUGUAGAAUUUUACUUUUUUUUAAAUCAUUUGUUUUCUUUAAAACAAGUGUUACUAAUGCAAUGUGUCACGUCAGUAGUGUAGAUCAGUGCCUUUAAAUAUAUAUAAACAUGGCAUUUAAAAUAAAAUGCAAAAACCUUUAUAAACCUAUUUUCUGCGGGACACUGUGCAUUUUGUAUGAGCAAAUUCACCAAUGAUAGCAGAAUAAAAUUAAUCAUCAGUCUGGAUUUUUUUGAAGAAUGCAUAAUUGAUAUGGGAACAAUUGGAGUUAUAGCAUGCCCUGCUGAGGAACAAUAGUAUUAAGGUUUACAUCUAAAGUAUUCUUGGAACUCUGAAAGUAUCAGCAAAUAUUGCACCAAAACAGAGCAACUGCCUUUAAACAAAAUAAUGAAAAUAAUGCCCAAAUGUAAUUUUAAAGAAUCAUUUUCAGAUUGCCCCAUUGGUUUCCAUUAAUCCUGGCCCCAUUGUCCUUUGUCAGAAUGAGAUGACUUAAAAAAAAUCCAGCAGAAACUCCCUAUUUCAAAUAUCAUUUAUAUUGUAUUAAUGAUUUAAGAUUUAACUUCAAGAGAUCCUGUCUAUGGAUAAACUAGGAUUUGAAUCACAUUGAGUAAUUCUGUUGGGAAUUUUCUAUUUUAUUUUGAUUAUAUAAACUUAAUUAUGCACAUUUAAUAUGACUAUUAAAACCAAAGAAAAACUUGCAAGGUGAAUUGCAAACCUUAUUUUGGAACUAAUAUUUCACCCCUAAUAUUAAAGAAAAAGUGAGGAACUAAAUAUCUUUUUAAUGUUGCAGUAGAUUUUUCAUCUUAUUUUUCUUUCCCAUGUAAAUAAGAAUGUAGUAUUAUAGUAAAAGGUAGCAUUAUGUAAUUAAUGGAUAAAAUCAUGGAUUUAUAAACAUAUAACCUUUUCUUUUAAUUUGGCACAUUUCUGGGAUAUAAUUAACAGGCUUACUCUCUUGGAGAAUCAAUCAGUUGGCUAUACUUGACAUAUAGCUAAUUUAUCUGAUUGGAUAUUGCGUUCAGACCACAGAUUAGAAAUGAGCAGCUUCCAGGAUCAUUUUCUUUUCUUACAAAUGAAAUUAAUGAACUUUACACCAGAUAUUGAGUGGUCGUAAUUUUCUAAUUAAUCUUAUCUAGAAACAUGAUUUCAACCUAAAUAAUCAACUCUUAGCUGCCAUCAAAAAUGAAUAAAACUGGUAAGUUCUUCAAUGCUGAUCAAUAGCAUGAGGAGUUAACAAUUUUCAUUCAAAAGGUAAACAACUACCCCCUCCCUGCCCCCACCCACCCAAUUGCAAAAUAGGUUAUCUUUUUUGACACUGGUUUGCUUUUGAAGUCAUUGUUUCUGAUCACUGUUUGAAGAUGUGAUUGGAGAGAGGGUUAAUAGAUUCAUGAGUUUUACACUUCUGUGUUCAAAAUUCUAACAGUAAUCAAUGGCAAGUUAUGGUACAACACAUGCCCAUCUGAUAAAUUGAACCAAUGAAAAUGUUACACGGGGUCUUUGCACCUUAUUAUACAUUUGCAUUAUAAUUUUCCUUCUUGAAAUUAGAUGCAGUAUACAAUUGUUAGAUUUAUGUAACUGUAAAGGCCAUUAUUCCUGUAACAAAUCUGUUAAACUAUUCAAAUAAUCUUUGGGUUUAUCUAUUUGGUUAGAUAGAAAUGUGAGCUUGCACAAUCCGAUGAGAAUCUAGAGGCAUUAAUUGUACUUAGCUCAACAAUAUAUGCAUCAUUAUAAAUCUACCAGCAUCUGUCGAAUGCAGCAUUAAUAAGGUGAUUUACUAAAUAUCCUCUUGUUGAAGUUUCAGAGCAAAGAGAACAGAUUAAGAAGGAAGUAUGUAAUUUAAGGGUUAAAGAAACCACCAUUCAUCUUUACUUCUAAGAAAUAACAUUUAAUAAACAAGCUUCCCAAAAACACAGUACCAUUUGUGCUCUGAGCCAAAAGGUUUUCAAGUAACACUUCAAAAAUAAGUUUAAGAUAAUUCAUGAGAAAUGCACCCAGAUUAUCAGCCACCCCUUUAGAAUGUGCACUUUUUCUUAAAUAAUAUACUGUAUGUGAUCGAGCAAUAAUAUUUAAAUAGAGUUUUAUUUUAAAAUAGUUUUAAUGUAGAAUUGUUUUCCAUUUAAGAAGUGUGCAAACGGUGACUUUAAAAUUGCUUCCAUCUGCAUCUCGCUAUUCUGAAAUAGGAAAAGGUGAAAAUAUAGAUGGGCUAUCGCUGCCUCAGAAUAGAAAGGUGAUGUUUUAAUGUGUAUUGUUGACAACUUUCUAGCAUAUUUAAACAGGAUAUUCAGUUAUUCUAUAGUAUAGUGAUAACCUCCAUUUGUCAAGAAUGUAUGGCAAAAAAAAACAUUUGUACUGAUGCAAAUGCUGAAAGUAAAGCUGAAAGGAAAGACCAAUUGGUGAUCACCACUGAGCUCUGUUUUCCAAGGUCAUGGCAACAAAUAUAGAUUGCAUUUUAUUUCCUGAAUUUCAGAUUAAAUCUUUUAAAAAUCCUCUUUCUGUAGAAAGCAAAAAAAACAAUAGGUUACAGCAUUAUCAUCUUUAUGCCCAGUAACAAAAUGUCAGUAUUGCCAGUGAUCAAUUCACAGAUGUUAAUACAAGUCAGUGUGACCACUUACUGCUUCUUUGUCAUAUAACUAAAAUAUUUUAAUUACACAUUAACAGGAAUAAUUGCAGGAAUAAAAAAAGGCCUAUACAGCAUUAAUUUUAUUUAAAGAAUUGAUAGAAUUGCCUCUUUCCAAUGCUCAACAGCAAGUGGGUUGCAUACAGAAGAUGAAACAGCUUAAGGUGUGCAGUCAGACUGUACCAGUGGAGCAGUCCAUUGAUGCUGGAUUUAGUCAACUAGCCACUGUUUUUUCUCAAUAUGUAAAUAAAAGAUAUGGGUCAGUAUAAAACAAGUUUGGUAAGGAUCCAGUACUUUGUAUUUUUAAGGGUUUUCAUUUAACCUGUGCACCUAUGCGGUUGUGCAUUCUUUCAGCUUUUAAAUCAUGUUUCCAUUGUGAUUCGUUGCUUCUUUUGGAAUUUUUUAAUAUGAUUUUCUAGGGUACAGUUCUUUAUUAGCAGGAGCAGGAAACAAAGCUUUUUUUUCCAGCCUUUUUACUAUUACUGAUAUAUUUACAAUUUCAGUUGAAACUUUAAUACUUUUUCAUCAAAACUAGUGUGUACUGAAUGAAUUUCAGGAUUGGAUUGCAAAGACUCAUACCAAGGAAAUCAAUCAGUCUCUAUUUCUCAGUUUAUCCCAGAAUAACGGUUUGACUUUUUAAAUAAAAUGUAAUAUCUGGAACCUGAAGUAGCUGGAAAAGCAUAAGACUAUCAGGUUAACUGUAGUGUUACAACAUAGAUUUAUGAAUCUCUUCUGGUUUAAAGAUUCAUACUAUAGAAAGACAAAUAUAACCCAGUCAGCAUAGGCUAUAAUACACUCCUGUUGUAUUUCACAAUUUUACACCUUGAGUUGCUAAAUUAAUAAUGACCCGACUCUCUGGAUGCCAAUAUAAUUUUUUUAGAAAGUGUCCAAGUGAUAAGACUAUGUCUUACUAUUCAAAUACACUAUCUUGUUGCUGUCUUGUAAAGUCAGCACAACCCUAGUGUGCAAGUUAAUGGUGGUGUUAUGCACUGAAAUAACUGAACUGCAUGUAAGAUUUCCACUACUGACCAGCAUUCACACUCAAAACAUUUGCACACGUAAGGGCUAAAAUGAACCUUUUUUUGAGGUGGGAUGGGAUUUAUUGCAUGUGAAUAGAACCAAACCAGUGUUAGUGUCACAUCCAGUCAAUGCCUAAUGUAGUCACCAAAUGUAAAGUUGAACCCACAGGUGGGAACACUAGUACAGGACACUAGCUGGUAACACAUUUGACACGACACUAAAUCAGCACUUUGCUUUCCCUGUAAAUGAACACUAACCCAAAAAAUUUGAAUCGGUUAACAUUUGUGACAAAUCUACUGAAUUUAUUAUGCCUUGACAUCUGCAUUUUUGGUUUUAUUAUUGUUUCUGUCAAUUAAUUGGAUUUAGAUAAAGAGAUUUAGAAGGAAAACAAAUUGCAUCUUUCUUCUACACAAAUAUAGCAUUUUUAUCCAAAACGUCUUUUCCACAUCUUUUCUAAGGCUUUGUACCAUGACCUCACACAUGGGAAAUGAGUGAAAUGCUUUUGGUGCAUGGGCUGACAAAGGCAUACUCUAAUGUUAUCAUAUACAAAGCCUUCCCUUGGAUUUCACUUUAGUUAAAUUAUUAGUCACGGAAUUGAAGUAACCAGUAACAUGAUUGAAUCUUUGGACCAUUAAAGUAAGUUCCUAAUGAAUGGGAUGAGCUAACAAUUCAAUUUGGAACCCUUUGCCCAGGACCAAGUAAUCUUCAGCUAAUAGCAUUUGUUGCACUCUUGGUGCAGUCUCAAUUGGAAGAAUAAUUCAUGGAAAAAUCAUAGUUUGGGAAUAAAUUGACUCAGAAACUCAGUUUGUCACAUACAAUAAUGUUUUAUUGGUCUUAUCAUUUAUCAUUGUCCAAUAAUUCACCAAAUUUCAGCAGUAUCUUACCCGACCCUACAUUCAGCCAUGGGUUUAUUGAAAUGGGAGGCAUCAGUUCAUCUAACAAAAUAGUUGCACUCUUAAUCUGGCAUGUAAAUAGUUUUAUCUCCAAUUCACAAAAACCUAAGUAAUUAUGUCAUAAUGACUGAAAAUGCAGAUGUCUUUUCCAGCCUUUGCCAAAAUCUGAUUUGUUUCAAAAGUAGAAUCUGAUUGCCUUAAGACACUUAAGUGACAGCCAACAAUUAUGUUGUAAGAACAGGCCGUUGGGCGUUUUUCCUAGGUACAAAAUAUCAGAUUCAUUCACUUUACUGUUGUGCACCUUUUCUACUUUAUUAGCCCAACACUGUUGUGAUGAUAAUUAUUUUAUAUUUGUUUUAAUGUGACUACUGUAGACCAAAAAUAAGACUUUAAUUUUACAAUAUUUACCCAAUCAUAUUCCAUUUAAUUUAUUUUAAAACUCAUGAUGGGAAAAGCAUUUAGUAACUUUAAAAGAUGUCCUGAGAGCAUCAUAAGUUUAAAAAAAAAAAGUUUUUAAAAAAAUGAGGCUGCAGUUGCAAAAAUAUGAAGGAAGAUGAAGUUUGGUUGCUCACAGAUUCUUAUAGAUUAGUGGGUAAAACCAUUUCUUGACUUUUAUCUUAUAUUCUUAUUCUUUUUCUUGCAGCUAAUGUUUCUUUUUUAUAAUCUGCUAUUUUUAUUUUUGUAAGCAGUUUAUCUCCAUUUAAGAUGAAAAUUUAUCACAGAUUGUGUAUAGUUUUUGUUUUGUUUAUGGAAAGCACUGGACAAGUUUGACAUCCCCUUUAAUAUAAGGUGAUGUACAAUGAUUUUGAUUGCUUGCUGAAUGUUUUUUUAUUCCUAAUUAUAAAACACUAGGAUGGUUUUGCAUCUUCCAUAUUUUAUGCAAAAACAUGUAUGUGCCCUAUACUUAAAAAAAGAAGCUCUAGGCGGCAUUUUUCUAUGUUUUGUGGAAAAUAAUCCUUUUGAAUGGUAGGAAAAUAUUUUUUGUUGUUGUACUAUUUUAUAUUUUUAAAAUGAUACAUUUAUUGGUAUAAGACUGUUUUGGUGAAGGAAUUAAAUGAAAAACAAAGUCUGCCCUUAAGAAUGCUGCAGUAGCCUGUUUUGAAACUAAUUAUUGAUGUGUGUUCAAUUGGUUUUGUCUGUUUAUUGUUACAACAGUUUGGAUGACUAAUUAGGGGUUUUUAAGGGCGUUUUUGAUUUGUCAAACACACUGGAUUGUGAGUCUUUUGUAAUGUGUGGGACUAUUUUUUGUGAUACAAACAGCAGCACUCUCUCAAGCAGUCCUUUUUCACUGCCUUUGUCCUUGAAAUUAAAGUAAUGGAUUUGAGAACAGGGCAGACAAAUGAAAGGCAAACUGGAGAUAUUUAAUGAACACCUAUAUAGGAAGACUAAAUCUUUUGUUAGUGGCAAUGUUCUAUUUCUGCUUUUUACAAGUUUCUGCUCAGAACAGUUUUAGGGAUUUUGCUUGUCUGAAAGAUAAACAGGCUAUGAGAGAAAUCCUUAAAGUGUAUUGCUAAUCGUGUGUGUGAUUGCACAUCUAAUAAGUAUUAAACAAUUCUAUAAACUAUUUAAUCUUGUAAUAAAAUGCACAUUAUAGUACACCAUUAUGAAUAGAGCAUCUCCUAUUCUGGCUGAUUUUGUUCUCUGAGUAACAAAACAGGUGCCUAUAUUUCUGUAGAAGUUCUGGUGCAAGCUUAUUGUUCUUCCCUGAGUAUUCAGUGUUGCACAUAUGCCUUUCCACUUCUAUAACAUUAAGUCUAUGUGCCUUCUGUUUUUGUUUCUAUUAUAUUGACAUUUGAAUGGUGAAAAUCAGAAGAAGCAUUUUAAACCAUUCCAAAUAAGGUUUGUCUUGUUCUAGAGCCCAGCCUUCUUCAAACAAACAGCAUUAUUCAGACUAGUGAAAAUAUCCUUAUAAGCACUGAAUUGUAGAUUUUUGUUGCAUUUGCAACUUUAUAAAAUAAUGUCUAUAUGAAUUUAGAUUCCACUGUGAUUUCAAUGUCCAAAGUUAUAGUUUAUACAUUUUUCACAUUAGCACACUUUUUAAUAAAUACAAAUAUUACCUUGUUUGAUAGUGUGAUAUAACAGGCUGAACCUAUUUUGUUGACAUUCUAUUGAAUGAAUUAAAGUGCAUUUUACUUCUGAAUUUCUAUGGUAGAACAUCCAUGUUGCCUUUGGUAAACACUUGCUGCUAUUAACUCCGAACACUCAACUCCAUUUAAAAGUGUGAUUCUGCAAGUGUAUUUGGGAGCUAUCUGGGCUAAUAGAUUUCUAAAAUUACAUUGGCAUCAUAAAAAGUAAUAUUCUUAGGUCUUCAUUGGUGUGCCUGCUCUACACCCAUUGUCAUAUUGCUCUUCUUAAUAAACACAUGUCUGUAGAAAUUAACUAGCACAAAAUUUUACAGACAUUGCGCUUUAUGCACUAGUCAGUCUACUUACUUGGCCAAAAGUACAGUAGUACAGAAAGUUGUAAUUUUCACAUUCUUUGCACGUAUUUCUCGUUCACAGGUUGAAUAUGUACCUGAUUAAAUUGGCCAUUAUAGAUUAAUACCUGAAAUAACACAGCUUUGGUUUGAAUCUUAGCACUUUAAUUUUGAAGUCUCAUGUCCCUUUCAAGCCAUCUUCUCGCUUUUUACAUUUAUAACUUUUGCAGACAAUGGAAAAGAUACAGAAUUUGGUUUAAAAAUGCAUAUCCCAAUGUUGUUCGAUGCUGGAUAUAUUACUGAUAAAGUAUUAAGUAGAUGCACGAUUGCAUUCACACAAUACAUUAUUCAGUGCUUCACAAUCCCAUAAUAUCUAUUUCAUCGGAGCAUAUUUUUGCACCAGUUCAAUUUUGCGCUCUGACGGAAGUACAGAUGGUCAAAAUGGGAACUGUGUACUGUACAGGAAUGGUGUUUCUUAUUUUUAUAUCGUAAUUUUGAAAAAAUGUUGUGAGAAACGCAAACAUUCCUUAUGCAUACAGUAUCUACUAUUUGUACUUUGGUCUUUCACUGCUCUGUUAAAUAAGAUGUUAAACAACUUACAGAUUUUAUUGCUAAUCUACAUGCCGCUUUUGGGCUGGCUUGAUGCUACUUAGUGCUAAUAAUUGAUCCAAAGAGGUCCACUUUCACCACUGUCAGUUAUUAGCUUAAUGGACAAUGCUAAAUUUGAGAUAAAACUUCAGGUUUAACUCAAAGCUGUGUUUCACACGGUCGGCCUACUCUUUUCAAAGAUCUCCUGUCAAGGUUGUUAUUAAAUAUUUCCAGUAUAAGUGCUGCUACUAUGUAUUAGAAAUGAGACUCUUUUUGUCAGUACAAAUGUGCAGUGGUCUGUGCUGAAGGAGAUUAGUUAAACUGGCAAUGUUCAUUUUCUUGUUCACUUGCCAUGGUUGAGCCAUCUUGGUACAACAGGUGAAAACUAGCAUUUUGGGUUUUUCAAACAGUUGAAUAAUCUUGUCUUGGUGUAAGGGAUCACUUUAGAAAUGUUGGCUUGUUAUAUUUCCAAAAAUGUAGAUUGUGAAGCACCUUAUGCUUGUUGACCAAUUUUGUAGAGGUCAGCAGUUUACUGUUUCUGUUCUGCACCUUACCUGUUAUAUGGAACACGUACCCUUUUUUCCCUUGUAUAACGUCCUGCCUUUUUUGCCUUGUGUAUGAGCCCUUUACCUGAUAUUAAGGGAUUUAUUAAUUUGUAUUAAAGGUCAAUUGAGAAAGUUACAAAUCUACCCCAGUUAUUGAGAUAGUUGAAUGACUGCUAUUCCUCCCCAUAGCAAAUGUGUGUAAUAAAACAUGAGGGGGAGCCGAGUAUAUACAACAAAGGAAAACAAUCUCUUAUUGAAAAUAAAUUCAAAAAUUAAACUUUGGAAAGAGACCUUCACUGAUGAGAGGAUAAUUUUUUCACUUCUGACAUUUCUUAGUUUUAUUCAGAAAAUUUAAUAUUAUCCUCGGCAGUGAAGCAUCCUCUGGUCUCAAUGUUUGAAAUUAAGUGUCAGUUUAUCAAAGUACCCCAAAGCAAAGGGGGUUCAAAAACAGGUACCAUUAAAUUGUGAUGUUAUACUUACAGGGUAGCUUUCUGACCUUUUCAGUUGACCGUCCAAGAAACAGGCUAGCAUUUUUGAAGUGAUCUCCAACUUUACCCCCAUUUACUAUAGUACAGUAUGUUGGUAUAAAUUCAAGUACAAUUUUCAAGUGCUUUAAAUCCUGCCAGAUUUAUUAAAGCAACAGUAUCCUAACUUGCCAUUUAUUAGACUGUAUUUCUCAUGUAUUACCUGUGACAUGUGUAUUGUUAACUAGCUGUAUGCUUCAUUAUGUUAUUGUGACAUUUGAAUACUGUGAAGUUUUAUCUGCAUACUUACUUUAUACUGAAGUAUUAAGCCUUAAAUUUGUUCGUGUGAAAGAAUAAUUGACAUUCUGGGGAUGAAGAUUUCUUUUUUUAAUGUUACCAGCACUUUUUUGUAAGUUUCACUUUCCAAGUUAUUGUAAAGUUCACGCUGUAGUGAAGUUUGAACAUGAAGGAAUAAAAACUCUAGUACUUUCCCGUAUUG